ACCACAACCAUGAGAUCAACCAGAUUCGCUGCUACGGACACUGCCAGCCAUAUCAUAGAUCAAAAUAAAAACGUUUUCCGUGAUUUUUAUGAUAAUUGAAACGAAGAAAUAGAUCUCAAACGCUUUACUGAUCUUAUCUUUCGCAACGUUUAUUGUCAUCGACCAAAAUGCCUAUGUUACUGCAUUUUAUGAAAACGCAGUGGGCGUCCGCUUUAAAAUUAUCCUGUGUUGCAUUGAUGGUAUUUCUGGCCUGUCCAGUGAACUCCAUGGAUGUGCUGGUGCCACCACAGAUCUACGCUCUCAAUGGGACUGAUGUCAGAAUCCCCUGUGCAUUCACCUCAUGCUACAAGCUGGACCCCAGCAAAUUUGCCAUGAACUGGACCUAUCAGGAGACAAGCAACAGCACAGAAGAGAUGUUCAUGACCUAUAAGAACAAGAUAACACCCUUGAAGUCAAGCCGAUUUGGAGAUCGAGUCAUAUUUUCUGGAAACCUGGAUAAGAAUGACCUGACCAUCACUAUCUUAGAUGUUCAGCUAACGGAUGAGGGCAUCUACCACUGCUAUGUGCGCAACCCUCCAGAUCGCAUUCAGGGUCACGGCACCAUCCAGUUCGUCAUCCUGACUGAAUUACCGCCACCAAGAGAUUCAACUAUUGCUGUCGCCAUCGGGGCAUCUGUGGGGGGAGUCCUAGCUUUGCUCAUUCUGUCCAUGGUGGUGGUGAAAUGUAUUCGCAGACAUAAGAACCAGGAGCUGAUCUCAGAUGAGCAGAAGAUGGAAGAAGAGGCCAAACCAGAUGGAGAAGGAGGCACAGAAGAAGCAACAAAACAGUCCUAACCUGCCAUCUUAGCCCUGGAUGCCUAACGGAUGGUGGAGCUCCAUCCUACACAUUCUGGUAAAAUGAAUGUUAGCAAAUGUGUUUUGGUGGUCGUGUGACUGAGGUUGAAAGUAGCCCUUUAGUAGUAGAAGUUUUCCAUCUAGUCUGUCCUUUAUUUACUGUGUUCUGGAACCAAAUAUCCUGAUUUCUAUCACUCUCUUUGUAGUCUUCAUUUACAAGUAUAUGGUUAGGUUCUGUGGUGUCGUUGUUGUGGUGG
Molecule: messenger RNA, 1090 nt
Organism: Carassius carassius (crucian carp)
Lineage: Eukaryota; Metazoa; Chordata; Actinopteri; Cypriniformes; Cyprinidae
Product: sodium channel subunit beta-2-like
Exons: 5
Coding region: 168-833 (221 amino acids)
Cellular component (GO): membrane
Source: RefSeq, a predicted model, not a curated record